Phyllostomus hastatus (greater spear-nosed bat) is the source of this 5319-nucleotide messenger RNA. It is a transcript of the gene GPCPD1, whose product is annotated as glycerophosphocholine phosphodiesterase 1. Gene Ontology annotation, molecular function: glycerophosphocholine phosphodiesterase activity; starch binding. The transcript has 20 exons. Gene Ontology annotation, biological process: glycerophospholipid catabolic process. The record is from RefSeq and is a predicted model, not a curated record. NCBI's taxonomy places the organism in Eukaryota, Metazoa, Chordata, Mammalia, Chiroptera, Phyllostomidae. The coding region runs from base 221 to 2236 and encodes 671 amino acids.
CUGGCGGUUUGGUCUGGAGCAGCUGAAACCGGUUUGAGCGCAGCCGCUUCCUGCUGCUGGGCGCUGCUGCGGGCCGCCUUGGGGAGCGCUGGCGAGGCGCGGCGGCCGGAACGCGGCAGCUCGGCUGGAGGCUCUCACUCUUGGGCGCAGCGGCGUCCGCAGCGGGGAUCCGCUGACCCGCGGGCCCGGCAGCACAACGUCCUAAAAUAAAUCUGUCAGAAUGACACCUCAGGUUACCUUUGAAAUAAGAGGAACUCUGUUACCAGGAGAAGUUUUUGCAAUUUGUGGAAACUGUGAUGUUUUGGGAAACUGGAAUCCUCAAAAUGCUGUGGCUCUUACUCCAGAGAAUGAGACAGGUGAAAGCAUGUUAUGGAAAGCAACCAUUGUUCUCAGUAGAGGAGUAUCGGUUCAGUAUCGCUACUUCAAAGGGUGCUUUUUAGAACCAAAGACUAUCGGUGGUCCAUGUCAAGUCAUAGUUCACAAGUGGGAGACUCAUCUACAACCACGAUCAAUAACCCCUUUAGAAAAUGAAAUUAUUAUUGAUGACGGACAAUUUGGAAUCCACAAUGGUGUUGAGACUUUGGAUUCGGGAUGGCUGACAUGUCAGACUGAAAUAAGAUUACGUUUGCAUUAUUCUGAAAAGCCUCCUGUCUCAAUAACCAAGAAGAAAUUUAAAAAAUCUAGAUUUAGGGUAAAGCUGACAAUAGAAGGUCUGGAGGAAGAUGAUGAUGAUAGGGUGUCUCCCACUGUCCUUCAUAAAAUGUCCAAUAGCCUGGAGAUAUCCUUAAUAAGUGACAAUGAGUUCAAGUGCAGACAUUCACAGCCAGAGUGUGGAUAUGGCUUACAGCCUGAUCGUUGGACUGAAUAUAGCAUACAGACAAUGGAACCAGAUAACCUGGAAUUAAUAUUUGAUUUUUUUGAGGAAGAUCUCAGUGAACAUGUAGUUCAGGGUGAUGCGCUUCCUGGACAUGUGGGUACAGCCUGCCUCUUAUCAUCCACCAUUGCUGAGAGUGGGAAGAGUGCUGGGAUCCUUACUCUCCCUAUCAUGAGCAGAAAUUCCAGAAAAACAAUAGGUAGAGUGAGAGUUGACUAUAUAAUUAUUAAGCCAUUACCAGGAUACAGUUGUGACAUGAAAUCUUCAUUUUCCAAGUACUGGAAGCCAAGAACACCACUGGAUGUUGGACAUCGAGGUGCAGGGAAUUCUACAACAACUGCUCAACUUGCUAAAGUUCAAGAAAAUACUAUUGCUUCUUUAAGAAAUGCUGCUAGUCAUGGUGCAGCCUUUGUAGAAUUUGAUGUACACCUUUCAAAAGAUUUUGUGCCUGUGGUAUAUCAUGACCUCACCUGUUGUUUGACUAUGAAAAAGAAAUUUGAUGCUGAUCCAGUGGAAUUAUUUGAAAUCCCAGUAAAGGAGUUAACAUUUGACCAACUCCAGUUGUUAAAGCUUGCUCAUGUGACUGCACUAAAAUCUAAAGAUCGAAAAGAAUCUGUGGUUGCAGAAGAAAAUUCUUUUUCUGAAAAUCAGCCAUUUCCUUCUCUUAAGAUGGUUUUAGAGUCUUUGCCAGAAGAUGUGGGGUUUAACAUAGAAAUAAAGUGGAUCUGCCAGCAAAGGGAUGGAAUGUGGGAUGGUAACUUAUCAGCAUAUUUUGACAUGAAUCUGUUCUUGGAUAUAAUUUUAAAAACUGUAUUAGAAAAUUCUGGGAAGAGGAGAAUAGUGUUUUCUUCAUUUGAUGCAGAUAUUUGCACAAUGGUUCGACACAAGCAGAACAAAUACCCCAUAUUAUUUUUGACUCAAGGAAAGUCUGAUAUUUACCCUGAACUCAUGGACCUCAGAUCUCGAACAACUGCUAUUGCAAUGAGCUUUGCACAGUUUGAAAAUCUACUGGGGAUAAAUGCACAUACUGAAGACCUGCUCAGAAACCCAUCCUACAUUCAAGAGGCAAAAGCAAAGGGACUAGUCAUAUUCUGUUGGGGUGAUGAUACCAAUGAUCCCGAAAACAGGAGGAAAUUGAAGGAGUUGGGAGUUAAUGGUCUAAUUUAUGAUAGGAUAUAUGAUUGGAUGCCCGAACAGCCAAAUAUAUUCCAAGUGGAGCAGUUGGAACGCCUGAAGCAAGAGUUGCCAGAGCUUAAGAGCUGUUUGUGCCCCACUGCUAGCCGCUUUGUUCCCGCAUCUUUGUGUGGGGAGCCUGGCAUCCACGUGGGUGCCAACAGCAUUGAUAAUGUGGACAGUGCUUAGUUUUUAUUGGACAGAGGCCAUAUGGGGCAUGCACCGCUGUUCUGGGUAUUCACUUUUCAUCGAGCAUUGUUUUUCUAUGCCUUUUAGGUUUCUCAGUCCAAUGAAGCAAUAAUGAAGUAUUCUACUGUUUCACUACAGUUCUUGCUAGAAUUUCAAGUAUGCUAUUUAAAUCAUUUGGCCAGGUAUAAUUACCAGUCAGCCUCUUUACAAUGAGAAAAUUUAUUGGUUGGUAAAUGUUUUAAACUAAAUAUGUGUAUGGAUAACGUUAAACGUCCAUUAAAAGCAUAGCACUUUGAAAUUAACUGUAUAAAUAUCUCAUAUUUACUCUUCUUACAGUUUUCAUUCAAUCAGGUCUGAAAUAUAUAGCACUUGAGGAACAUGACUAUGCAUAAUUAUACCUGACCAUAGAAAAAAAUGGGUACCUCAAAUGCAUGCAUUUGCACUGGCGAUUCCAACCGCACAAAUCUUUGUGCCAUCUAUGUAUAUAUGUAUUUUUUACAUGGAUUGACAUGCACACAGACCAUUUUCAUUCAGUAUGAACCUGAGGCUGCUGCCACUUUCCCAUUGAACCAACCCAAUGCCUGUGUAAAAAGUCUGAAGGUGAUCCUGGAAAACUUGUUUCAAAGUUGUUUUGCAUAAAUGUUGAAAUUUAAAAAUGCUGCAGGGUAAUUUAAUGUAUAGAAUAUUAGAAGUAUGUAUUGCAUACUUAGUAGAGUAGAUCAUUAUGUAUAAAUUCUAUUGAAUGCAUGCUUUAGGUUUUAAGCAUGAGAUUGUACAUGUUUACUCGAGGUCCUUGCAUCUGUGGUGCUAGGUGAGUGUGAGAAGGUGUCAAGGACUGAAAAUAUUUUAUUGCCUAACAAGAAAAAAAGCCUGUUAUUAAGCAUUUUAAAUAUGCUUAUUUUAAGUCUCUCACUACCUUUACACACCAUUGCUUUAUGGUUUUGUUGUGUGUGUGUGUGCGUGUAUGUGUUGUAUAGUAGUUUGAUCUCCAUGCAGAAAAAUAAAUGUCCUGAAUUCUCAUAUUGGUAUUCUUUAUUGGUUAAUGUGUAUCAUGCAUGUAAUUUAUUUACAAAUGUAGAUGAUCUGACUAAAUGUAUAUGCAUGUUCUGAGGGUCAUGCUAAGAUUUCUUUCAUUAGAAGCAGAUUGUUUUGGCAUAACUGUAAUUUAAGAAUGAAUGUUGAAUAAAACGCACAGAUUUAGUAUCUUCAUGAUAAAGUGAAAUUGUAGGAAGGUGUUACUUUUGUGGAAUCGGUUCUAUAAUAUUAUAAGAAAUUGGAAUUUAGCAUCUAUCCUAAAGGGAUGGCUUAUUUCCAUCUGCCUUUCACCGCAUGUUCUUCAUUAUACAGUUUAUUCGUGGUAGUAGCUGAGAACCCAAGACUUGGAAGUACACAUUGUAUCUUUUUAUUUUUUUAAGCCAAGCAAUGCAAUUUUGGUCAGAUCUUGAUUGUGGGAAGAUAGGCUUUGAAGACCUAUGGUAUUGUGUUUGUAACACUGAUAUUUAAUCAAAAAUAGUUUUGGAAAUGGACUAUUCUGCCAGGGUUGUAUUUUUUUCCCCCACAUUGAAUGAGAUUUUCCAACACUUUGUACAUUAGGUACUUUUAGAAAACUCCUGAAAAAGAAUUAGUUUUCUUCUGUGCAAUACAAUUACCAUUACCUUGUGGUAACUUGAUUAGCCAAAUGUAUGCAUUUCUAGUUCUGUUUGUUGGCCCCUCCCUAUGCCUGUCAAGUUCCAGCUCCAUUUUGAAAACUUGCAGAUCAUAAAGGGGAGGAAGAAGAGGAAAGGAGGGGGUGGGGGUAGGUUUCUUGAACAGUGUCAUUUGCUGAGAAGAGCUUACAGCCUCCCUGCUCUUUCCUGUCUCUUCCUGACCUUACAAACCAGGUUUAGCAGAGGAUUAAAGCAAGCAGUAUCUCCACAUUGUAUAGGACGAAGUCCAGGCUUCCAGAGCACUUGUUUUUGCCUUCACACUCUGCUCCAGCCACACCGUACCUGUGCUAGGCCCUGACCGUGUCAUGCUCCCUGUCUGUAGCCACGUGCCCUCUGCACUUCCUCCUUGCCAGAUUCAUUUCUCCUUGAGCCAUUGGCCUUUCUCCCUCAAGCCUUUGUGAAACUCCUUCAGAAAGGAGGAAUGUACCUUUUGACUCCAUAGUGGGUCGCACCUUGAUUGUGCUGUGCGUCACAGUGCGUCUAGGUGGGCAUAGCUGAUUUUGUCUCGCCUGCCAGGAUGUGUACUCUUCAAGAGCAGAGACCUCGUCCUACUCAUUUUCAUUUUCACAGUAAAUGGAAUGUAGUAGAAAAUGUAUGUUGGAAUUAUUGGGAUGAUAUAAUUUAUAUCAAAUGUCCUUUUGAAUUAAGAGUUAGUUAUAUUUACUAAGAAUGUAAACUUUGAAUUGGUUUACAUUUUGACGAUUGGAACAAUUUAUUGAUGUCAGAGGUAUAAUGUUAUUUUCUGGAAAUUAAGUGAAAUGUUUGAUAAAACGCUGCCAUUCUUUGUAUUUCCACCUCUCUGGAAUCAUGUACUGUAACUGGGUGUAAGUGUGAGGAAUACAGUUCAUACUGUGUCGGUAGUGCCCGAGGGCCACCACCGCCACCCCUUUACCUCACUCCCGUGGUUCCUGUGAUGCUUGUCUUCUCCCCUCCAAACUCCAUGCUUACGCCUACCUCAGCCCCGCUGUCCUGGUCUGAAAUGCCUUCUCUCUCUCCUUUCAGUGUCCAGCUCAGGUGCCACCUACACCACCAAACCUUCCUCAGCUUUUAAUCAGAAUCAUGAUGCAAACAAAUGCAGACAACCUUGAAAUCUUGCUACUUCAUUUUGCAGCUGAAGUAAUAAACCCAGAGAUGUUAACUGGCCAUGUUGGGACUGGGUCUCGUGACAACGCUGUGUUCUUAAACUACGCUGCCUUCUGAAUUCUUGUGGCAUUUGUUAGCAUAUGCUUGCUUAUAGAGCAACUUUUUAUGUGCCUGUUAUAUUUCCCUAAUAAGAUUGUAAGCCCCAUAAGGGCAGGGACUUCUCUGCAUCUCUGGCACUGCUGUAGUGUUCUAUACUUAGUUAUGCACUAGAUAAAUAAAUGGUGGUGGUAACAA